AUGUCUUCACUAAAACGGGAGAAGGUAUUAAAUCUAAACGGUCUUUAUCCAGCCCUUUUCAAAGAAUACGGAGGAUCCUUAGUGGAACACCCAACAAAGCUUAUUUGGAAAGAAGAAUUGACCAUGCCCACAGGUAUUCCCAUCUUCAAAGAGGGUAGGCGGAUGCUGUGUGUAAACCACUAUGGCAUCAGCCCAUUAGCUAAGGCAUCAAAGGUUCUUUCUGGUCUGAUUUCCGUCCUGCACGAGGAUGCAUCUAUCAUAUCUUCACUCUCCGAAAUAAUUGGUAUCUGCGUGUUGGAAGUCUAUUUGUGUACACAGAGCAAAAAUAUGAAUCCUAAUUUCACACAAACGACAACAGUGAGGGGGACUAGUAAUUUGUGCUUUCUUCAGGAUAACGAUUUGAAUCCAACUGUGACAACAAUCACUUUGUCAACUCGAUUAGUCGGCUUGAAAAACCCAGUCGCAUGUGGAACGGACGAUCGCUGCAUCAGUAGAGGUCAACAUCUGUCAAUCCCAACGACGGAGCUAGCCUUCUCCCUCUGUGGCGUGGACUUGAUGCACGACGUAGUAGGCGAUGGGUCGAACAGGAAUCUGGACAGUGACAUAACAGAACUACAAUGUGAGUCACAUGCCUGUCCCAGCGCACACAAAAAGUAUUCCACAGAACAAGAGGACUAG
Opisthorchis viverrini is the source of this 678-nucleotide messenger RNA. RefSeq lists its product as hypothetical. The record is from RefSeq and is a predicted model, not a curated record. The transcript has 5 exons. NCBI's taxonomy places the organism in Eukaryota, Metazoa, Platyhelminthes, Trematoda, Opisthorchiida, Opisthorchiidae. Bases 1 to 678 code for a protein of 225 amino acids.